AUGGACCUCCGCUCCACUUUCCUUACCGGCUCCGCCCACAAGGCCGCGCCUCCCUGCCCUCGCUUCCGCCCUAUCUCUUCCACUUCCGCUCUUAAACUCCCCGCCGCUACCUUCUUCAACUGCCCCGCAAGAAAAAGCUUCAGAGUUUCAUCCAAACUGCGGGCUGUUGCGGUGGAAACAGUGGAGACUGAGGCCAAAGAGGACAUAGAGAGUCUCUUCUCGAGUAACGCCGGCGAUGAAGCCGAUGGCCGGCGCUGGAACAAGCAAUCGGCCGCUGGUGCGUCGGGCAUUUCGUCCGGGAUUAAGCUGGAGAACAUCAGCAAAGGCUAUAAGGGGGUUACGUUGUUGAAAGAUGUUAGUUGGGAGGUUAAGAAGGGCGAGAAAGUCGGGCUGGUGGGUGUAAACGGGGCGGGGAAAACGACGCAGUUGAGGAUUAUCGCGGGUUUGGAAGAACCCGAUUCGGGAAACGUGAUCAAGGCCAAACCAAAUAUGAAAAUUGCCUUCCUCAACCAAGAAUUCGAGGUGGAGGCUUCGAGAACGGUAAAGGAAGAGUUUUUGAGCGCCUUUAAGGAGGAAAUGGAGGUGGCCUCACGCCUGGAGAAGGUCCAGAAGGCGAUAGAGAAAUCCGUGGAUGACUUGGAGCUGAUGGGAAGGCUUUUGGAUGAGUUUGAUUUGCUGCAGAGGAGGGCACAGGCAGUAGACUUGGAUGAAGUAGAUGUGAAGAUUAAUAAGAUGAUGCCUGAGCUAGGAUUCGCCCCUGAGGAUGCUGAUAGACUCGUAGCAUCUUUCAGUAGUGGGUGGCAAAUGAGGAUGUCACUUGGCAAGAUUUUGCUACAGGACCCGGAUUUAUUACUUUUGGAUGAACCCACAAAUCAUCUUGACCUUGACACAAUUGAGUGGCUUGAGGGUUAUCUUAGUGAGCAAGAUGUUCCAAUGGUUAUCAUAUCGCAUGACCGGGCAUUCCUUGAUCAGUUGUGUACAAAAAUUGUGGAAACUGAUAGGGGUGUUUCCCGGACAUAUGAAGGAAACUAUUCCAAUUAUAUUAUUGAAAGGGCAGCAUGGGUUGAAGCUCAGUUUGCAGCCUGGGAAAAACAACAGAAGGAAAUAGAACAUACAAAAGAUUUGAUAAGCAGGUUGAGUGCAGGGGCAAAUUCAGGUCGUGCAUCUACUGCUGAAAAGAAGCUGGAAAAACUUCAGGAAGAGGAACAAGUUGAUAAGCCUUUUAUUCGGAAACAAAUGAAGAUAAGGUUCCCUGAGCGUGGAAGAAGCGGAAGAGAAGUUGUGACAAUUAAAAAUCUGGACUUUGCCUAUGAGGAUAAGGUUCUUUUCAAGAAUGCAUACUUAACUAUAGAAAGAGGAGAAAAAAUUGCCAUUAUUGGUCCAAAUGGCUGUGGAAAGAGUACUUUACUUAAGCUGAUUAUGGGUUUAGAGAGCCCAACCAAAGGUGAAAUUUUGCUCGGGGAUCAUAAUGUGUUACCAAACUACUUUGAACAGAACCAGGCUGAAGCACUUGAUUUGGAUAAGACAGUAAUUGAAACUGUAGCUGAAGCUGCUGAGGACUGGAGACUAGACGAUAUAAAAGGACUUCUUGGACGUUGUAACUUUAAAGCUGACAUGCUUGAUAGGAAGGUUUCAUUUUUGAGUGGAGGCGAGAAGGCACGACUUGCAUUUUGCAAAUUCAUGGUGACACCUUCAACUUUACUAGUACUAGAUGAGCCAACCAAUCAUUUAGAUAUACCAUCAAAAGAGAUGCUUGAGGAGGCAAUAACAGAGUACAAGGGCACUGUGAUUACUGUGUCACAUGAUCGAUACUUCAUCAAACAAAUUGUUAACAGAGUAUUGGAAGUUAAAGAUGGUACUUUACAGGACUAUGCUGGGGAUUAUGAAUAUUAUUUAGAGAAAAACGUGGAGGCUAGGGAAAAAGAAUUAGAGAGGGAGGCAGAGCUGGAGGAGAAGUCCCCCAAAGCUAAAUCCAAGGCCAAAAUGUCAAAGGCUGAGAGGGAAGCUCAGAAAAAGCAGAAACAGCAGGCCUUUCAAGCAGCCAAACAGAAGUCCAAAAAACUCAAGAACUCCAAGAGAUGGAACUGAAUUAUUAUUACAGUUCCAUUUAUUAGUUCUGCUAUUAAUAAUUUAUUAGUUGAAUCACCCCACCCAUAUUGUAAUCCUGCUGUAUAUAUUACUACAAAAACAUCAAAAUGAACCCAAAAAAAAGAAGUGGAUUUUAACAAUA
Messenger RNA from Ipomoea triloba (trilobed morning glory), 2230 nucleotides. RefSeq names its product ABC transporter F family member 5-like. Gene Ontology annotation, molecular function: ATP binding; ATP hydrolysis activity. The coding region runs from base 1 to 2088 and encodes 695 amino acids. The record is from RefSeq and is a predicted model, not a curated record. NCBI's taxonomy places the organism in Eukaryota, Viridiplantae, Streptophyta, Magnoliopsida, Solanales, Convolvulaceae. The transcript has 9 exons.